Molecule: messenger RNA, 1503 nt
Organism: Thermothielavioides terrestris NRRL 8126
Lineage: Eukaryota; Fungi; Ascomycota; Sordariomycetes; Sordariales; Chaetomiaceae
Exons: 1
Coding region: 1-1503 (500 amino acids)
Molecular function (GO): arylsulfatase activity
Source: RefSeq, a predicted model, not a curated record
AUGGCACGCAAGAACGUCCUCUUGCUCGUGGCAGAUGACUUGGGCAAGCAGCUGGGCUGCUAUGGCUGCUCCUACAUCAAGACGCCCAACAUCGACAAGCUCGCCUCGGAGGGCAUCCGGUUCGACUAUGCGUUCGCCAGCACUGCGUCGUGCAGCGGCAGUCGCUCGACCAUCUACACGGGCAUGCACACCCAUCAGAACGGGCAGUACGGCCUACAGAGCGGCAAGCACCACUUCAUGACUUUCGACCACAUCGACACUGGCCCGGCAAUCUUGUCCAGACACGGCUACCUCACCGGCAUCGUGGGCAAAAUCCACGUCGGCCCCGAUGCCGUCUAUCCCUGGGAGUACAAGGCCGAGAGCCUGACCCGGGAUGUCUUCUGGAGCGCCGACCGGGCGGCAGAAGUAUUCGAAGCUUCCAAAGCCGACGGCCGUCCGUUCUGGCUCACGGUCGGCUACCACGAUCCGCACCGGGACCGCACCCGGGGCGGCUUCGGCAACGACGAGCCGUUCGACGCGGGCAUCAAGAAGGUCAAGUACCGGCCCGAGGACGUGACGAUCCCCGAGUUCCUGAGCGACACGCCGGGCGUCCGCCAGGAGCUGGCCAGCUACGCCGAGGCCAUCAGCCGUCUGGACCAGGGCGUGGGCAGGAUCCUGGACAAGCUGCGCCAGUCCGGGCUCGCCGACAGCACGCUGGUCAUCUUUAUCAGCGACAACGGCCCGCCCUUCCUCAACUCCAAGACCACGCUGUUCGACGCGGGCGUCCGCCUGCCGCUGAUCAUCCGGCACCCGGAGCUGCCGGCGUCGGUCAACCCGAACCUGGUCUCCUACGUGGACGUGCUGCCGACGAUCCUGGAGUGGACGCUCGGGCCGGCGUUCAACGCGCUGCCCAAGAGCGACGAGCGGGCCGGCCGGUCGUUCCUGGGCAUCCUGGGCGCGACGGAGCGGCAGCCCGGGUGGGACCACGUGUUCGGCUCGCACACGUUCCACGAGGCGACCAACUACUGGCCGACGCGGUUCCUGCGCACGGAGCGGUACAAGUACCACCGCAACAUCGCCUGGCGGCUGGACUUCCCGUUCGCCAACGACCUGUACGGCUCGCUCACCUGGGAGGACGUGCGCAACAACGUGGGCGCCGCCGACCCGGCGGUGGAGGAGAAGAAGAUCGGCGCCCGGCCGCUGCGCGACUACUUCUUCCGCCCGCCCGAGCAGCUGUUCGACCUGGUCGACGACCCGGCCGAGGUGCGGGACCUCGCGCGGGAUCCCGCGUACGCGGAGGUCCUGGCCGAGCUGCGCGGCCGGCUCGAGGACUGGCAGCGGAGGACCAACGAUCCGUGGCUGUACCGCGACGGCGUCUCGGUGUUGCUGAACAAGCACCAUCUGGACGCCGGCCUGGCCGUGCCGGACAAGUGGGACUUGGAUGUGGACAGGCCUGAGACGAAGGGCGAUGGGAUUAAGAUGUAUGAGAACAAACCGUUUGGCGUGAAGGGGCCGAGAUCGUAG